AUGCCACGGCAUGCCCUUCACCGCUGGCUCGCACUCCGCUCCUCUCAUGGGGACUUCUCCUGGUACCACAGGCGUUUCCAGCAUGCAGAUGCGAGGCUCACCUGUGUCUGUGGACACAACAAGAGCCCAGAACAUUUGGUGCUCUGUCGACACUCACAGAGGCACUUUCUUCACUGGCCCAAGAGGCCAGCAGCACGGCCACACAACCGGGCGACGGCGUUUGCCUAUCUAGGGUCUCUGACCCCUACAGACUUUGUAGAACUGCUGGACUGCACGCAGUUCUACACACGGUACUGCACAAGGUAA
This is a messenger RNA of Histoplasma mississippiense, 306 nucleotides long. RefSeq lists its product with no specific name. The coding region runs from base 1 to 306 and encodes 101 amino acids. The transcript has a single exon. The record is from RefSeq and is a predicted model, not a curated record. Lineage: Eukaryota; Fungi; Ascomycota; Eurotiomycetes; Onygenales; Ajellomycetaceae.